AUGGUGAGGAUGAAGAUUAUGAGGGUGCUGAGUUUGCUGAGGGGGAAGGAAGCUAGUGGAAAUCUGAAAUUGCCUACAGGGAAGCAUCCCCAUCCUUAUGCUAUUGGGUGGAUUCAGAAGGGACCUAUAACGAAGGUAGAAGAGUUGUGUCACAUUCCUCUUUCUAUUGGCAAGCAGUAUCGUGAUGAGGUUUUGUGUGAUGUUAUAGAUAUGGAUGCUAGUCAUGUGCUUUUAGUUAGGCCUUGGCAAUUUGAUGUGGAUAUGACUUACAAGGGAAGAUUUAAUAUUUGUCUGGUUAAAUGGGAUGAUCAUAGCGUGGCAAUAGUUCCUUCCAAGAAGCGUUCUAUUCCAUUACCUAAGGUUGCUAAGGUGGAAGGGAGUUCUUUUCUGACUAUUUCUUGUUCUGAACAUGACAUUGCUACAAAGUAUAAGAAUGUGGGAGAAAUGCAUGCCUUGGUGGAGAAGGCAUUGGUUAUGAGUCAGUUAGAGAAUGAGGAGGAGCAUGCAGAGUGUCUAGAGGUAAUCCAACCACUAUUAGCUGAAUUGAGCCCCAAGGAGAAUGAUAUACUAAGGGAGAAGGUUGAGGAUUUGCUGGAGAAGGGAUUUAUAAGGGAGAGCAUGAGUCCUUAUCCUGUUCCAGCAUUAUUGGUGCCCAAAAAAGAUGGUAGUUGGAGGAUGUGCGUGGAUAGUCGUGCCAUUAACAGGAUCACGGUUAAGUAUCAUUUUCUUAUUUCACGACUGGAUGAUAUGCUUGAUCAAUUAUGGGGUUCUAAGGUGUUUUCGAAAAUUGAUCUUCGCAGUGGUUACCACUAG
Molecule: messenger RNA, 813 nt
Organism: Tripterygium wilfordii
Lineage: Eukaryota; Viridiplantae; Streptophyta; Magnoliopsida; Celastrales; Celastraceae
Exons: 3
Coding region: 1-813 (270 amino acids)
Source: RefSeq, a predicted model, not a curated record